Messenger RNA from Macrobrachium nipponense, 5187 nucleotides. RefSeq lists its product as uncharacterized. NCBI's taxonomy places the organism in Eukaryota, Metazoa, Arthropoda, Malacostraca, Decapoda, Palaemonidae. Gene Ontology annotation, molecular function: lipid binding. The transcript is spliced from 23 exons. The record is from RefSeq and is a predicted model, not a curated record. The coding region runs from base 1030 to 5187 and encodes 1385 amino acids.
GCAGUGAAGAUUUGGCCGCGGUGAAGUGAGGCUGUGUGCGGGAGUGCUCUGGAUAAAACGCCAUGUGAUCCCUACGACGCUUUCUUGUCCCCAACCGUUUCGAGGACGGAAUCAUACUCUCGUUAUAUAGUAUGACGAAGAAAUGUUGUGACGUCGACGGUUCUUGCGAAUGAGGUAAAAAGGAAAAAAAGAGAGAGCCGUUUGCGGAUGAAUUUUAGUAUUAUAAUAUUUUUCAUUUCGAAUAAAUGUUUCCCGCUACCAUACUAGUGGCAGCACCGACGGCAGUGAGAGAGAAAGAAGCAAUCUCGCUUUCGACAGCUCGAGAGUUUUCACCCAAUGUUCUGGCGAAAGGUUUUGAAAAAUUGUGUGAAAUAUGAAUAACGAAAAUAAUUCACGUUUAUGAAUAUGACACUAAUGAGGAAUGACAUUAGUUUGUGGUCGGAUAAAUAGAUAUCUCAGGCUUUAGUUACGAAUGAACAGUUAUACUUUAUGCAGAAUUUACGUGAAAGAUAUGAUGUACGUAUGAACAGACUUUGAAAGGUGAGGAGAAUAGACUUAUGCAUAAGACGAAACGAAUGAAGCCAUUCUUCGAAAUAGACUGUAAGAUAUUCCAACCACUAUUUCGAUUGGAGAAGUUGGUUUAACGCCUUGUUACACACACCAGCAACUAUGGUGUCCUCUCGGCUCGUCGUUAGAGGAGGCAGAGAGAAAAGGAAAAAACCACUAGACUAAGAAUUUAGAAAAUAGAUCAAUUUCAAAAAAAAUUCGUGGCGCCAUCUCAAAGAAAAAUGGGAGAAGUGGAUGAUAGAAAACGGGAGAAAGAUUGUAGAUGAAUUGUAAUUCUACGUUUGAUAAUCUUGUUAUUAGGUAAAUGGCCUGUAGGCGUUUAAGUUCGUAUAAUAUAGAAAAAAAAGACACUGUAGAACUUAUCUAGAGGAAGAUGUGAUCUUCCUGUUUAGGAUUAAGGAAUCACAUUAAAAGAAACGAAGGCGAGGAAGAUGUGAUCUUCCUUCCCGAGGACAUGACGCCAUGCCUCGAGGAUUUCUGGACAAGCACCUUCACCGAAGGGGGCCCGCCGGCUCCACCGACUCCUCGACCGCGCCCUCCUCCUCCUCCUCCACCUCCCAGCCUCCACGCCAGCAGGAGACGCCCACGACCACGACGUCAUCCCCCACCUCCAGGAAAGGCUCCUGGAGGUACGUGGAAGAAACCUAUGGGACUGAGAGCGACCUGGCAGACGACUCCCCCUCCCACACCCGCGGGGGCGCCUACUCCUCUGGCAAGAAGGGCCACGGGAACAGUGCCAAGCCUGGGAACGCCUCGCGAGGCUCCAUUAUUCCCGAGGACGACCUCCAGGAGCUCUUGCAUCGUAACUCCAAGUCAGUGGGCGGCGUGCUGGUCCUUUUAGUGGGCGUGGUCGUCGGGUCAUGGGUGUUGGGGGCGUGUGGCGCUUCGUGGGCGUGGCUCUUGGUGGCUGUAGGGCUGACGUGGGGUCUGGUCAGAGGUAAUUUGGAGAGCAUCGCCGAACAGGCCACAAGGCACGAGUCCCUCCGCCUGCACCGCCGACGCGCCCUUCAGGCGGACGAGACCUGUGAGUGGCUGAACCUGGUCAUCAACAGGUGGUGGGUCUUCUCCUCGGCGUCCAUCUUCACCCGCCUCAAGUCCCUGCUUGACCCGAAGCUGAACGAUGCCAAACCGGCCUUCUUAGAAACCAUCAGCCUUAAACAGCUAACCUUAGGCGACAGGACUCCUAUGUUACGGACCGUCCGUGCCUGGGAUGUCACCAACCCGGCAGGCGGCGAGGGCGUGGGCGGAGGUGGGCGUGGCAUCUUCGACAUCCGCCCACCUCCUGGACUCUCGCACUCCCCUACCCACACGCUCGCCCUUCUAUGCGAUUUGGCACUCGAUUCCGAUAACUUUUCGGCCGUGUUGGCCGCCAGGAUCGGAGGAAAAGGGGUCGGGGUCGACCUCGACGUGGCCGUGGAGAAACUGGCGGUGCUUGGGAGGGUCGUCUUGACGCUCACCCUCAACAUGGAGGCGCCCUUCCCCCACCUCACCCGCAUCGCCUUGUCCUUCACGGACAAGCCUCAAGUCUGGUUCAGCGUCAGGAUACUGAAGGCCGUUCAGAUGAUGGAGGUGCCCGUUCUGAAAACGUGGCUCCAUUCCCUGGUGACGGACGCCCUGGCCACAGCCUGGGUCGACCCAGGUCAGUUGGAGUUCAACAUCCACUCUCCAGAGGCCUUCGUUCCAGAGCAGAGGUCUGGGGACGCCCUGGCCCAGGGGGUUCUCACCGUCAUCAUGUGGACGCAGAGGGGGGUUUCCAGUGGAGGCCAGGACGACGAUAAGUGGGUGGUGGUGGUGAUUGGAGGUCAGCAGCACGUGACGACUCCGAUCGCCAGCCACAGGUGGCAGGAGGCCUGCAGCUUCCUGGUGGACUCCUCCCCCAGUACCCAGACGCUGGUGGUCAAGGUCAAGACGAAGAGGCUGAUCACGACGACCCUCACCCAAUACGAGUUACCUCUCAGUCAGUACAACCUCGAUACUUGUAGAGUAGUUGAGACGAUCCUGCAGAAGAAGGGGGUGAAGGUGAUGGGGGGCAGCGUGCCCAUGCUCCACCUGCGCCUACAGUACACUCCCCUCACGCCAGUCAAUUUGGAGGCGCCCCUCCCACCUUCUCCUACAGAUACAAAAGAGUGUGCUGGUGUAUUGUACAUUGUAAUCCAUGGUGCAGACAACAUUGGUGCCUCCGAGUGUGCGCCUAGUCCCUAUUGUCUAGUCUUUAAUAACCGCCGGAAGAUCAAGACGACGCAUUACGUGAGCGAGUGUGCGUCUCCGCGGUGGGAAUGCGGCGUCGAACUCUUAGUGACAGACGUCAGUGCUGUCACUCUGUCAGUUGCCGUCUGUUCCAUGCCCAGGGCAGCUCAGGACACAGAGCUGUUGGGCCUGGCCUCCCUCUCGUUAGCCACUGUGGAAUUACCCCUGUUACGUCAACAGUUGGCCCUUACCCGAAGUCUUCCAACCCCUGGGGGAGCGGCCGGGUCUUCCCCAUCCCAGCCUGGGACAGUUACAGUCACACUCGUGUUUCGUGCAGUGCCUUCAGUAGCCGGUUGCAACGUGACCUCCUGUGACCUGUCGGAGGGCAAAGGUCCCACGGCUCUGACUUCCUUCAGCCACGUGCCGCCCCCUCUGUCGGUCGGGUCCUCCAUGUCUGCCCAGCGCAGGACGUCUAUCACGGGCAUUGACGAAGACGACAACCUGAGCAGAAGGAAGAUGAACUCUCACUGGAUCAAUCAGGCAAAACAAUUGCUAAGUACGACGCGCGACGGAGAGUUUGGGAUGCAAGAUAUUGGGGACAUCAUUGCCUCCGGCCUUGGACUUAUCGAGUUGACAAUCAUAAGGGCCCGUGACCUUGUUGCUAAGGAUCUGAACGGCUUCAGUGACCCUUACUGCGUGGUGAAGGUCAACGGCGAAGUCAAGUACAGAACCAGGGUCAUGAAGAAGACCUUGAACCCCGAGUGGGAGGAGACGCUCAUCACUCAUUUGCCCAAACCUCCUGAUGCCUUAGCCAUUACCUUGUGGGACCACGAUGCCUUUGGUAGAGACUUCUUGGGAUCAGUGUCCCUUCAGGAGAUGGAAGUGAGACAAAUGUCCCAAGCAGAUGGGCCCAUCUGGAAAGCCCUGGAGGGCACCAAGUCAGGUCAGCUCGAAAUCAGGGUCAAGGUCAUAUCGGAUGAUUACGAGCAUCAAAUCAUAGCAGCUCGAACGGCAUCAGCCUCCCUCACUUCGGGCAUGAUUUUGGAAGGAGCCAAGUGCGAUCCCGCGAGCGAUGCUUGUCACAUAGAGGAGCAUGCUGGCACCUCUUCUGGGGAAGAUUCCGGAAUCAUCUUGCCUCAGCCAUCCCCUCUGAGAGAGCACGAAGAGGAGAGACCACCCAGAGUUCCCGCUCACAGCAUGUCCUACACGUCAAGUGGCGGUCUGCCCGACGCGCAAGAGGAGAUGGACAGCUGCCGAAGAUCGAGCGAAUCCGCCCUCCCGUACAACCAAGACUCGCCUUCCAUCGAUAACGACUCCUCCUCCUACAGUAGUUCCAUAAACCAGCCGUGUAGCGGCGGCAGCCCCACGCACAACUCCAAGUCGCGCAAAACCGGUGCCAAAAUCAUCGCGAGUGCCUUGGCCAUGGCGAGGUCCUCCAAGGGCCGCGGAGACGCGGCCCAAAGCGAUUGCUCCAACGCCUCUAGUCCCAGCAUCAGCCACCAGGGCUCGAUCACCAGCACCCACCAGAGCAAACCCCUUCCCAAGAUCAGCUUGCCCGAGCACAGCGAGGAUGACUACGGGGGCGGCGGCAACAGCAGCCCCGAGCACGCGCCCAAGAGUAAGAAAUCUGACGGAGGCCUCCGGGCGGUGAAGGAGAAGAUGCGACGUGGUUUUGCCCAUCCUCUGCGACGUUUCCGUUCCGAGGCCAGUGUUCGAGACGCCCCUACCCUCUCCCCUGAAGUCCAGUCGUGCGAAAGCCCUGAACCUCACGUAGAGCUGACCUUAUCUGGCAUUAGCACGGGUAUGAGGUUGGGGGUUGGUGGGGGUGAAGGAGAUGCCAGCGAACUCCUGGAUGCCACCCUCAGCCAUGCCAAGUCACAACCCAACUUGCUUCUUCUGCCAUGCAACAAUAACAGAUCUACGGCGUCUACGAAAUUAAGUGGGGAGAGUGGGCACGUCCAUAGAGUGGAUGUGUUCAUGAAUGUCAGGGGAGUGGCUGGACGUGUUCAAGGGCUGCACAUACCACGGUCAGGCCUCCAGCUCUUCCUCAGGGUUCGAAUUAGUGAUGAAAAGCACAGCAGCAGUGGAAACUCUAGUCGUAGUACCAAAACAGUUGGACGAUCCCGCCUUGUACCUGCGUCUCCAUCUCCUACCUUUGAGUGUGAGUGGGUGGUCGAGGGUGAAGUUUCCAGGAGAGCUACUCUUGUUCUUGAAGUCAGGACUGGGUCAAGAGAACUUCUGAAUUCAGCAAAUAUUGUCCUUGGAGACCUUUUCACAGAGCCUGGCACAGAAGGCAGCAUAGAAACCUGGGUCAAUCUUCAAGGAGGAGCAACCCUUCAUCUGCGAGCAAACCAUGGGGGCACUGCCCCAGCUUCCACAAGACGCAGGUCCCUCUUCAGGUCUUGGUCCUUGCACAGACUUGGUAGGAUCUAA